AACCUGUUUCAUGGCCUUGCAGUCUGUGUCAUAUGACGUUCUAGGAAGACUUCAACCUGUUUAACCAAUCACGGUUCAGCGAACGAUAGCCUGGGAAAAUUUAAACUUCUUCCGUUGUUUGGGUUAGGAUGUGCUAGCGAAGUAAGGAGUUCUUUAAAACCUUCUAUUAUAAUUAUACUGUGACUGAUUUCUUCAGAGUAAACAACAGCUAUGAACAAGAGUGUCAGGUAUCCACCAUCAAAUGAAGAAAUAAAAUCCAAACCAUCAUUCUGGAACCGUAUUCUUGGAUUAUCACGAAAAUCACACAUUAAGGAUAAGAAAAAAGAAGACUGUUAUAAUAAACAAGGUACUUUGCAUAGUAGUUUCCGAACCAUAAGACCGGCGUUACAAAAUAGCAGUAACGAAUCGUCUGAUGAAGGAGGAAAUUUUACAACUCUAGAAUGUAGCGCCUUCUUAGAAGUACAUAAAGAUGCUGGUAUUUUAUUUUUGAACAAAGAACCUUUGCAGAAACUGGUAUCGAAAGAAGAGAAUAAGCAUGUACAGUUCGCACCUACUCCUAUGAAUAAAUACUAUGCCAUAGAUAACAAAGCUGCUCCUUCUCAAAAAGGGAACAGCGAUGAGGACAAAGAGAAUAUGGACAUAUAUAAAGCAAUGAAACCGAUCCGUCCAAUACUCAGAUUUGAGAAAAACGAUGAGAAUGCAAAGAAAGAUUUAAAAUUUGGUGUAAGAAAUAAAAAAGUAAGCACUGAAAAAGAAUUGGUAAAUGUGACAUAUGUAGAAGGUCCUCAGGUAAAGAAAACCCCUACUUUUCCAAGAACUUCCACAAAGGUUACCUUAUUUGAUAGGAAAAAUGCAUCGUUACCUCAGUUAAAUAUAUCAAACAUAGCUAGGUAUGGAUCUCUCCCAAGAACAAUUAAGGCUGAAGAAAAAUCAAUUUCUGCUAGUGAAUUUUGCACAGCGGCUGAUGGAAAUGAUACCAAGGAAUCCUAUGUGUCAUUGCACAAGCAAUAUAUUCCAGUGCUUAGUAAAGACAGAUUGCAAGCAGAAUGGCACAGACGUUCGUUAAGGAACACGAAUACUUACAGGCAGAGUUGCUAUGGAGUUUCAGACCCUUCAAGAGUAAUUGAGCAACAGACGAUAAACCAUAAUUUAUCAACAAAAACUAACUUUCACAGACUUAGCAUAGGUCCAAAUAUAAUGCAUUCUCGGGUAACAGAUUUAAGAACUACGGCUUCGGGCAGAUUUCAUAAAAGUAUGACAUCAAAGUAUUCUGAUUCAAAUAGAUCGAUUCAAACUGGUGCUGCAGUUGCACAAAGUACUUCAGGACAAGCUACGAAUAUUGCUCACAAAAGUAUGUUCUGGCCAUCGAAACUGCCUGAGAAAGCACACAGAAAUACUAAAGAAGAAACUAAAGCAAAAAUUCCAAAUAAAGCGAUAAAUGAAAUUGGUUUACCUGUAACUACCCAUGGUAAUGACGGACUUCGCGAAAAGAAAGGUCAGACAUCAUGCAUGAAUCCUCAUUACAUUCCUCUUUCAGAAAUGUAUUCUAAGAAAAAUGACAGAAACAAAGUACCUGAUGUUACAAACAACACUGAAACGAGUCAGAAUUUAUCAAAGUGCAAUGUUGCCAAACCAUACAAUUUAAACCCGCGGCUUUUCUCUCAAGAAAACAUUUCAGGUAACAUACUGGUGCCUGUUAGUUCCUGUUGUAAUAGUACAUACGACAACAGAAAACAACUAACUAUGAAAGAGAACAUAUCAAGCAGCUGUAAAAUUGACAGUUCUGUAAAUAUUAGCGAAAAUAAGAAGCAAAAUAUCAAAUUAGCACUGUAUAGUCAAAAACGAAAAAUUGUUAAUAAAAUGUGCAAGUACAAAGCGAAAGAAACAGAAGAAGGGUUUUCUUCAAUGGCUGAUGAUGAAUGCAGUUUUAACUGCAGCUGUUCCAGCUGUGAAUCACGACUUUCAAUUCUUAAAAAAAGAAAUGCACUAAGAAGUAUACCUCAGAGUAAAGAAAAACUUUUUAUUAGGAAAAAUGAAAGUGACGAGGAAGAAAAGUCAGUGAAGGAAAGAGAAGUUCUUGGAACUAUAUUUGAACAGACAUGUGCCGUUGAUCAAGUCGAACCAUCAUCUAGUACAACCUGGUAUGAAUGUAACGAUUCAUUGUGUAAAACACCCAUUGUGAAAGCUACUUCUGAGAAAGAAACGUGUACCACACCUCAAACCAUUAAAAUGUCACCUUCCAAGCAAUCCGCAGGAAGUAUUUAUGAAAACAUUACGCGGAUUAUAAACAGCGCCACUAAACGUAAUUUUAAGGAAGAAGAUAUUAAAAGGGCAUUUUCAACACCUUUAUCUAAAGAAGGGAAAAUAAAGCAAGGGGUAAAUUUAAGUUUUAAUGGGAAAACAUCCAGAACUCUUUUCCCACAAAAACAUGGGGAUAAUAAACCCGAACGAAAUCGGGAUGAAAAUGCUAAAUUCAACACACAUGAGAAAUCAGAAAUAUUUUUUAAUGAUUCCAUAGUACUUCUGCAAGAAAUAUUUCAAAAACUCUCUCAGGAAUGCCGAGAUCUCCUCCAUCCUUGUAGCUCUACGUCGAUUUGCAAUGACAACACAAGCAGUGAUGCAUCAGAAAAAUUAAACACUACUACUAGUAAAUAUGCAAAUGACAUAUUUAAGAGUCUGCAUUCCAGAGAAUUAAGCGAAGACGCUUUUGCUGAUAUUAUAGGCGGUAUAGCGCAGAAUAUUUUUCUAGAAACGAAAGCGAAACGCAAAGUAAAGCGUCUAACACAGUCCAAAUCUCUUCCGAAUUUAACUCAAAAGGAAAAUACACAUAAGGUCAUUUCAGCCGCAACAUCCAUGAGACACAUUUGUGGACCGGAGAAUAAUGAAAGAAAUAAAACUGAAAACAACACAGAAAAAAUACAACAGCAACAUUCGCAAUCAGGAACAUCCUCGGCUAACGACACAGAUCUUGGAAGUCGCCAGUUACCUGAUGGCUGGAGCAGAACUCCAACAACCGAUAGUACCCAAACCAGCAACAGUAUUACAUCUGAUAAAACACCAAACAGCGGAUCACAGAUAAGUGAUUUCAAGUGCACUGCAUCAGAAUUGGAACUUUUAGAAAAAGUGAUCAGGGUAGGAAUGGGUCUUCCACCAGAUGAUAAAGUACAUAAGAUCCCUUUUUACUCUGCAUCGCCAGCAAAAUCUAAGAAAUAUAAAUCUAAAGAUGUUCUGAGUGGAAAAGGAAAACUUAAACUGAAAAUUUACAACAACAGUGGUUUGGUGACUGUACAUGUAAUGAGGGCAGCAAAACUGGACUGGAUAAACGGUCGUGAAUUGAAUUCUUAUGUGAAGGUGUCUAUGGUACCCGACGAAGCAAAACGUGUUCACUGGAGGACUACUGUUCAAAAAGAACAAAAAAAUCCGGUUUACAACCAAAAGUUUUCUUUAUUUCUUUUUUUAAACAGUGAAUUAUUAGACGAAGAUAUUUCAAAAAGGCUGGUAUUUUCUACGUGGCACCGUGAUUAUACAAAACAGAGAAGUGAACUAAUUGGCUGUAUGUCUUUCAGUGUAAGGCAUGUUAUGGAUAAUCACCACAAUAUUGAUGGAUGGUACAGACUUCUAAGAGAAGGUUUUGGAACACAAAAGCAUUUUGCCGCACGUACAAAAAAAAAUUAACUGGCCCUUUGAUAUAAAAUAAAAUUCUGAGAAAUAGUAUAGGUUAAAAAAAGAGUACUUUAUGCAAUGAAAUUAAAAACACUCAUAAGUAGCUGAAAAAUAAAUAUAAGCUACAAAACGCUGUAAUUAACUGAUGAUAUCAAUGUUGUUAAAAUUUUCAAACAUAUGUAUGAUGAUCAUUAUUAAAUUUAAAAAAAUCGAUU
Stegodyphus dumicola is the source of this 3878-nucleotide messenger RNA. RefSeq lists its product as uncharacterized. The record is from RefSeq and is a predicted model, not a curated record. NCBI's taxonomy places the organism in Eukaryota, Metazoa, Arthropoda, Arachnida, Araneae, Eresidae. Gene Ontology annotation, cellular component: nucleus; plasma membrane.